UUGCGCCGCCCCCUCCCAGUUGGUUUCCGCGCGCGCGAAAAAGCCGGGGUCUCGUUCAGAGCUGUCCUGUCGGCUGCGACCUGCGAGAUGCCAGCACGAACAGCCCCGGCCCGAGUGCCCGCGCUCGCCUCCCCUGCAGGCUCGCUGCCCGACCAUGUCCGCAGGCGGCUCAAAGACUUGGAAAGAGAUGGUUUAACAGAAAAGGAGUGUGUGAAAGAGAAAUUGAACCUGUUGCAUGAAUUCCUGCAAACAGAAAUCAAGAGCCAGUUAUAUGACUUGGAAACCAAAUUACAUAAAGAAGAAUUGUCUGAGGAGGGCUACCUGGCUAAAGUGAAAUCCCUUUUAAAUAAAGAUUUGUCCUUGGAGAACGGAACUCACUCUCUCACUCGGAAAGCCAACGAUUGUCCAGCCAACGGGAGCCGGCCAAGCCGGAAAGCAGAAAUGGCAGAUUCAAAACAAUCCUCCAAGCCCAAGCCUCGGACACCCAGGAGAAGCAAGUGGGACAGUGAGGCCAGUUCUGAAGCUUCAUCCAGCUCCAUGGCUGUGAGAAGAAUCACUAGGCAGACCACUAUCACAUCUCACUUCAUGAAGGGCACCACUAAACCGAAACCCAAGGACGAAUCCGAGAAGAGAAUCCUAGAGGAGUCAGUUGCAGAGGAGAGAGACCAGGAUAAGAGACGCAGAGUUACAAGCACAGAGCGUGGUGCUGGAGUUUCUGUAGUGGAACCGGAAAGUGUAACACCAGGAACCCCCACGAGUCGGGAAAAGCAAGGUGACCAGGAACCUGACAGGAGACUCCGGCGUCAAACCAGAGAACUAUCAUCAAGGCGGAGAUCAAGGGAGGAGCCGGACAGAGAAGCAAGACCAGGAACUCAUGAGGAAAUGGACGAUGAUGAAGAUGAAAAGGAUAAAAGAAGGCCCAGGCCCAGAAGUCAACCCAGAGAUCUAGCCACCAAACGAAGACCCGAGGAAGCAGAAUCAGAGCAGAUAGCUUCAGAGUCUGAGGAAGGAGAUGAAGAGGAAAGGGAAGAAAAGAGACGAAAAAUGACGCUCAAAGAACCAGUGGAGAAAAAGGCGGCUCGAACCAAAUCGGCCGUGAUCCCAAAGACGGAUUCACCACGGUGCCCCCAGUGCGGCCAGUUCCUAGAUGACCCUGAUCUGAAGUACCAGCAACACCUUCCAGAUGCUGUGGACGAACUCCAAAUGUUGGUCAGUGAGAAACUGUCCAUCUAUGAAUCCAACUCGUCUGGAUUUGAAAGCUACGAGUCAUCUCCCCAGCACAGGGUGACCUGCUUCAGUGUAUAUUGCAAUAGAGGUCAUCUGUGUCCUGUUGACACUGGUCUUAUUGAGAAGAACAUUGAACUCUACUUUGCUGGUUGUGCCAAAGCAAUUUAUGAUGAAAAUCCAUCUGUGGAAGGUACGUGUACUGGUAAAGGUAUGUGCAAUGUUCAAGGGUUGUUAAAGAAGCGAACAAAACAUGGGAGGCAAGAUAGGGGAGGCAAGAUAGAACCCAUGGGAAGUACUGCUUUGAGAGGAGAGCUCAAAGUCCUGCCAUUAACUGAGCAAAGUGAAGAGGCUGCAUGCUGGCUGAGGUUUUCUAGCUGGAGAGAGAGCUGUGAAGUCACCAUGUCUAGUCUCUUAGCGGGACUUUUUUCCACAGGUGGUGUUAAUUGCAAAAACCUGGGGCCGAUCAAUGAGUGGUGGAUCACUGGCUUUGAUGGCGGAGAAAAGGCUCUCAUUGGCUUCAGCACCCCAUUUGCGGAAUACAUUCUGAUGGAACCCAGCCCAGACUAUGCGCCAAUAUUUGGGUUGAUGCAGGAGAAAAUUUACAUCAGUAAGAUUGUGGUUGAGUUCCUGCAAAGCAAUCCUCACGCCGUCUAUGAAGACUUAAUAAAUAAGAUCGAGACCACUGUCCCUCCUUCUGCCAUUAACCUGAACCGGUUCACAGAAGACUCCCUGCUGCGCCAUGCCCAGUUUGUAGUGAACCAGGUAGAGAGUUACGAUGAUGCCAAGGAUAGUGACGAGACACCCAUCUUCUUGACUCCCUGCAUGAGAGCCCUGAUCAAGCUGGCUGGGGUCACUCUGGGACAGAGGCGAGCGGAGAGACGCUAUAACCUCAAAGAUUCUACUAAGGAGAAGGACAAAGGGCCCACAAAAGCCACCACCACCAAGUUGGUCUACCAGAUCUUUGACACGUUCUUCUCAGAGCAGAUCGAGAAGGACGACAAGGAAGACAAGGAGAACGCCUGCAAGCGCCGGCGCUGUGGCGUCUGCGAGGUCUGUCAGCAGCCUGAGUGUGGGAAGUGCAAAGCCUGCAAGGAUAUGGUUAAGUUUGGUGGCACUGGGCGGAGUAAACAGGCUUGCCUCAAGAGGAGGUGUCCAAACUUGGCUGUGAAGGAGGCAGAUGACGAUGAGGAAGUUGAUGAUGACAUCCCAGAGGUGCCGUCACCCAAAAAGAUGCAUCAAGGGAAGAAAAAGAAACAGAACAAGGAUCGCAUCUCCUGGCUCGGACAGCCCUUGAAGGUUGAAGAGAAGAGAACUUACUAUCAGAAGGUGUGCAUCGAUGAAGAGACACUGGAGGUGGGGGACUGCGUCUCUGUCAUUCCAGAUGAUUCCUCCAAGCCGCUAUAUCUAGCCAGGGUCACGGCACUGUGGGAAGACAAGAACGGGCAGAUGUUCCAUGCGCACUGGUUCUGUGCUGGGACAGACACAGUCCUUGGAGCCACCUCCGACCCGCUGGAGCUGUUCCUGGUGGGCGAGUGUGAGAAUAUGCAGCUCUCCUACAUCCACAGCAAGGUCAAGGUCGUCUACAGAGCGCCCUCUGAGAACUGGGCCCUGGAGGGCGGCCUGGAUCCUGAGACCAUGCUGCCAAGGGCUGAGGAUGAUGGGAAGACCUAUUUCUACCAGCUGUGGUACAACCAGGACUACGCAAGGUUUGAAUCCCCUCCCACGACCCAGCCGACAGAGGACAACAAGCACAAGUUCUGCCUAUCCUGUAUCCGGCUGGGUGAGCUGAGACAGAAAGAAAUGCCCAAGGUCCUGGAGCAGCUUGAUGAGGUGGAUGGCCGGCUCUACUGCAGCUGUAUCACCAAGAAUGGUGUUGUCUACCGACUAGGCGACAGUGUAUACCUGCCUCCUGAGGCCUUUACCUUCAACAUAAAGCUAGCCAGCCCCUUAAAGCGUUCAAAGAAGGAGCCUGUGGAUGAGAGCCUGUACCCUGAGCAUUACCGCAAGUAUUCUGACUAUAUCAAAGGCAGCAACCUGGAUGCUCCUGAGCCCUACCGCAUCGGCCGGAUCAAAGCAAUCCACUGUGGCAAGAAGAACGGCAAGGCCAACGAAGCAGACAUCAAGAUCAGGCUCAACAAGUUCUACAGGCCUGAGAACACCCACAAAUCCACCUCAGCAACCUACCAUUCAGAAAUCAACCUGCUGUACUGGAGUGACGAGGAAGCUGUGGUGGACUUCAGUGAUGUGCAAGGCCGCUGUACUGUGGAGUAUGGGGAAGACCUGCUUGAAAGCAUCCAGGAUUACUCACAGGGGGGCCCUGACCGCUUCUACUUCCUUGAGGCCUACAAUGCAAAGAGCAAAAGCUUCGAAGACCCUCCAAACCACGCCCGCAACCCUGGGAAUAAAGGGAAAGGGAAGGGAAAAGGGAAAGGGAAGGCAAAGAGUCAGGUGUCGGAGCCCAGAGAGCCCGAGACAGCCAUCAAGUUGCCCAAGCUCCGAACUCUGGAUGUGUUUUCUGGCUGUGGAGGGUUGUCAGAAGGAUUCCACCAAGCAGGCAUCUCUGAGACGCUGUGGGCCAUUGAGAUGUGGGACCCAGCAGCCCAGGCAUUCCGGCUGAACAACCCCGGCACCACGGUGUUCACAGAGGACUGCAAUGUGCUGCUUAAGUUGGUCAUGUCUGGCCAGGUGACCAACUCCCUGGGCCAGAGGCUGCCGCAGAAGGGCGAUGUGGAGAUGCUCUGUGGUGGACCACCGUGCCAAGGUUUCAGCGGCAUGAACCGUUUCAACUCCCGUACUUACUCCAAGUUCAAAAACUCCCUGGUAGUCUCCUUCCUCAGCUACUGCGACUACUACCGGCCACGGUUCUUCCUGCUGGAGAACGUCAGGAACUUUGUGUCCUUCAAGCGCUCCAUGGUGCUGAAGCUCACGCUGCGCUGCCUGGUCCGCAUGGGCUACCAGUGCACCUUCGGUGUGCUGCAGGCUGGACAGUAUGGUGUGGCCCAGACGCGGAGACGGGCCAUCAUCUUGGCUGCAGCCCCAGGAGAGAAGCUGCCUCUGUUUCCAGAGCCUCUGCAUGUGUUUGCGCCCCGUGCUUGCCAGCUGAGUGUUGUGGUGGAUGACAAGAAGUUUGUUAGCAACAUCACCAGGUUGAACUCGGGCCCCUUCCGAACCAUCACGGUGCGGGAUACCAUGUCCGACCUCCCUGAGAUCCAGAAUGGAGCCUCGGCACCUGAGAUUUCCUACAAUGGAGAGCCACAGUCCUGGUUCCAGAGGCAGCUGCGGGGCUCACACUACCAGCCCAUCCUCAGGGAUCAUAUCUGCAAGGACAUGAGCCCAUUGGUGGCUGCCCGCAUGCGGAACAUUCCACUGUUCCCAGGGUCGGAUUGGCGUGACCUGCCCAAUAUAGAAGUGCUGCUGACAGACGGCACUACCACCAAGAAGCUGCGCUACACCUUCCACGACAAGAAGAAUGGCCGCAGCAGCACUGGUGCAAUGCGUGGGGUCUGUUCCUGUGCAGAAGCUGGCAAGUCCUGCGACCCCACGGCCAGGCAGUUCAACACCCUCAUCCCCUGGUGCCUGCCGCACACUGGGAACCGGCACAACCACUGGGCCGGCCUCUAUGGGCGCCUGGAGUGGGAUGGCUUCUUCAGCACCACUGUCACCAACCCUGAGCCCAUGGGCAAGCAGGGCCGUGUGCUCCACCCAGAGCAGCACCGGGUGGUGAGCGUGCGGGAGUGUGCCCGCUCCCAGGGCUUUCCGGACACCUACCGGUUCUUCGGCAACAUCCUGGACAGACACCGGCAGGUGGGUAACGCCGUGCCACCACCACUGGCCAAAGCCAUUGGCCUUGAGAUUAAGCUCUGUAUGCUGGCCAGAGCUCAGGAGAUGGCCUCAGCUGCAGUUAAGAAGGAGGAGACUCCCACGAUGGAAUAGUCCUGCUCUCGCCCAGAGCCCCGUAUGCACUGAUGUUUUUACCUGUCGAGCCCCAGCAUUUGAAAUGUCGUGCACAGCGUCUGUGGCCAUGGCGACACUAAGCUGUUUGUGAGGUUGCUUUGUGACCAAGCCGUGCAGUACUUUGUGCAUUCUGGAUUUUAAAGUUUUUUGGUUUUUAAUUCUGUAUUCUAUCAGAUCUGCCAAUGCAGGUGGCAAACAAGACUUGAUGUAGUUUUUAUAUGUUGUAAUAUUUCUUCAAAUAAAGCGCUUCUAUAAAGCA
This is a messenger RNA of Alexandromys fortis (reed vole), 5440 nucleotides long. It is a transcript of the gene Dnmt1, whose product is annotated as DNA methyltransferase 1. Gene Ontology annotation, cellular component: nucleus. NCBI's taxonomy places the organism in Eukaryota, Metazoa, Chordata, Mammalia, Rodentia, Cricetidae. Gene Ontology annotation, molecular function: DNA binding; DNA (cytosine-5-)-methyltransferase activity; zinc ion binding. The transcript is spliced from 38 exons. The coding region runs from base 88 to 5160 and encodes 1690 amino acids. The record is from RefSeq and is a predicted model, not a curated record. Gene Ontology annotation, biological process: negative regulation of gene expression via chromosomal CpG island methylation.